AUGGGCUCCCCCUUAUCACCUAUUUUAGCAGAACUCAUUAUGAGAAAUAUAGAAAAUUGUAUUUUCCAUGCACCUUUAACAAUCCACUAUCCUAUCAUGUAUCUACGAUACGUUGAUGAUAUUUUGAUUGCAUGGGAUAGCUCUGCAGAGGAUUUAGACAAAUUUAUUCAAAUGCUAGCUUCAAUAUAUCCUACUAUAAAUUUCACUGUAGAAGAGGAGCAAGAAAACACAAUUUCCUUUUUAGAUUUAGAAGUGCAUAGAUAUCCAGAGCUAACUUUUGCGGUGCACCACAAAAACAACAGAGGGCCAGAUAUUAUCCCUGUAACUGCUUUCCAACCCCCGAGCUUUGUUAACUCCGCUAUUACUUCACUUAUUCAGAGAGCACUCCUCAUUCCAUCUUCCCAGACAUUAAUUGAUGAAGAAUUACAAAUUAUCAAAAGAGCAAUGCACAAUGCCGGAUAUUCCAACUCCAGAUAUCGAUAUCUCUACAACCGGGUCAAAAACAAAUUAUUUCCAAAAUCUUUCCUCUGCAACAAAGAAAGCCUAAAGAUAAUAAACCCUCCAAUACCGUACCUGGGCACCAUCUCACUAAAAAUAACACGCAUAUUCAGGAAAUAUGGUUUCAUAUUACCUAUAACCCCUCAACCGUCACUACGAAGAACAUUGUGCAACGAUCGAGACAGUCUCACGUUGAAUGAAAAAUCGGGAGUUUACAAAAUUCUAUUAAAACAUACAGUAUCAGGGGAGGAAAUUAUCUAUAUUGGAGCUACCACCAGAAUGAUACGGUCCCGGAUCCUCGAACAUCAAGAAGAUAUUAGAAAUAAUAGACCAGCUACAGAAUUAGCGAAAAAGGUGCUAGAACAAGAUUAUCUUCCACUUUGGAACCAUGUUAAAUUACUUAACCAUUGCAAUGAUCGUAGGCAAAUAUUCAUAUGGGAAAAUCUUUAUAUAUCUGCUGCUUUGUCGUGCAAUACGCCGACAUUGGAAAUACCACAGUUAUGGAUAACUUUAUUUAAACAAUCUAAGUUAUAG
Molecule: messenger RNA, 1032 nt
Organism: Centruroides sculpturatus (bark scorpion)
Lineage: Eukaryota; Metazoa; Arthropoda; Arachnida; Scorpiones; Buthidae
Exons: 1
Coding region: 1-1032 (343 amino acids)
Source: RefSeq, a predicted model, not a curated record